Molecule: messenger RNA, 1689 nt
Organism: Megachile rotundata (alfalfa leafcutting bee)
Lineage: Eukaryota; Metazoa; Arthropoda; Insecta; Hymenoptera; Megachilidae
Source: RefSeq, a predicted model, not a curated record
UCGGAACGAAGGAAAAAAUGAAAAAUAUGGUACUCUUGGAGGACGAAGUCGGUUGUUGAUCAACGGGGUACGAAGCGGAUUUACGAAAUACGACCUUGCUAUGAAAUACGCGGUCAAACCUUGACAAAAAAGAUCAGAGCGAGAGAGAGGAGAGAAAUUUAGACAAGGUAGACAGGUUCCGGAAAGUACAGGCGCCGCGGUACCAACUGUCGCGAUACGCAAACUCGAGUCAGCCAAGUUUCGCAAACAAUGUCACAACGACGUGUCUUUCGUUCGUCCCUAAUUUGCCAACUGACCUCUCUAGGUGAAUCGCGUCGGUAUGCGUCGCGACGCACCUUCCAUACACCACGGAGUGGGCGUUUGAACGAGGCUUACCAAUUGUUACUCAAUCGAUUCGCUGAAAGAAGUAAACACACAGGUUAACGUAACGUUAUCGGUAUCGGUAUUAACUUCGACCAGCCCGGCCACGUUACGUUAGCAUGGAAAUAGAGACCGGAUUACGGGAUAGGAUUCGUACAUAUUAACGAACGGUCGGUUAACUAACCGGAGUUAUCUCCAAUUACGUAUAUGAGGGGCGUUUGCUCGUUACAGACGACGCCGACAAAUCCUAUAACCGGCCGAUCCGAUAGUCCCUUGUCGCAUCGAUUUCUAGAUAGAAUUCUUACAGCCAAUAAAGUCGACACUAUCGAUAGGGAUUUCUCCUUCUCGGGAUUUCUAGGCAGUCGAAGGGUAAACGACGGAAGAGAAGCAUCGAUCGCGUGUUUAAGGUCAUAAGGACCAUAUCGUGAAUGACCGGGCCGUAAAGUAAAAAGGGAGACGCCGGGGUCUUUCGGGUACGUUGCACGCGGAUCCAGCCGACCAGCGUAGUCCUUGACAAUGUUCUCCCUGCGUGGAGACGAAAAGAAACGCGAUGAGACCCUGAACGCGUCCAGCCGCGAAGGUAGUGGGAAGUGGUUGGAUAGUCCUGUCCCGAACGAAACAAACCGAACACCGUGGAAUGGAACGGAAUGGAGCGAAAUAGAGCCGCGUGUAAUCGAAGAUCGCGCGUUAUGGUGGGAGAGGUCAGCGUGGCGGAAUAAAAGGGCAGCGGAUCGGUUAGCCGAGCAUCAUUCGACUCUCAGCGAUCUCAGCUGUUAAGUUCAUCAGUUCUUCAACUGUCAAGCAACGACAACCCACGUCGCAACCAUGUACAAAUUCGUCGCUCUGUUCGCUUUGUUCGCCUGUGCCUUGGCUGCUCCGGCACCAGCGCCAGAACCAGCUCCAGGCUACUUGGCACCGGCCGCGUACCACGCUCCGGUCGUCGCUGCGGCACCGGCGGUCGCGGUAGCCCACACCGUUCCCGUUGCCACCAGUUACGCCAACACCUACAAAGUCUCGGUGAAGAGCCCCGUGGUCGCCGCUGCUCCUUACAUCGCCGCUGCACCUUUGGCCACCGCCGCCGUCGUCAAAACCGCCGCUCCUCUGGUCGCUGCCGCCCCCGCUGUCAUCGCACACGCCCCAGUCGUCGCUUCGUACACGUACUGAACCAUGUUCAAUCAACCAACGGGUCCGCUUCUCCAGCCGCUCUAGUCGACCGUGCUCUUCCGACGACGUCGUUCCCACGAUCGGUUCACCCAUCGCCGUUAGCGCCACGAGAAUCGACGCUGUCGGUUAAUCAUCAACAAUAAACUUUGCUCAUUUUCAACUCAA